Messenger RNA from Zeugodacus cucurbitae (melon fly), 11874 nucleotides. Its product is annotated as cubilin homolog. The record is from RefSeq and is a predicted model, not a curated record. Gene Ontology annotation, molecular function: calcium ion binding. NCBI's taxonomy places the organism in Eukaryota, Metazoa, Arthropoda, Insecta, Diptera, Tephritidae. The transcript is spliced from 23 exons. The coding region runs from base 650 to 11770 and encodes 3706 amino acids.
UUAAUCGGGAGUAAAUCUGCUCAUUAUGAAAUGUCAAACCUAACUGAGUAUCAAUCAAGUAACAUCUUUCAAAAAGGCCAACUCCGAAGAAAGUAUUGUUUCAUUGGAAACUACAUUGAAAAACGUCCGUUAUUAAUGUUUUCACUAAUUCUCAGAUUGCUUUUAAUGUUUAAUUUCCCUACUCGUUUAAGUGUCUGACUAAUGUAACUGCCCUGUUAUUCUAGAAAAAGUAUAUAAUACUUUAUCAAACUUCGACCACAUUAAGUUGUAAAAAGGGGGCUCGUCUAAAUAAGUGUGCUGGUAAACUGCAUUCUACUAUGUAUUCUUCCAUGGAGUCUAAUAUUGAUAAAAGAUCAUGUAACCAAUUGGUACGAGAUGAUCACAAGCCAUUAUCUGACUUAUAAAUAUAUGCUACAACACUCUGGAUUUGUACAUAUGAAAGUGUGCAGAUGAUAUUUAAGGGGGCGUUACAACGUUAGCGAUAAAAUGUAACGCCCCGAAUUUAUUUCGUUAGAACCAUUUGACCAAGCUGCACAGUCUUGCUCCAGCAGUUCGUGCAGCAGCAAUAAAAUAUUUAGUGAUCAACGGGACUUGAAAUAAAAUUUAUAAAAAAUAUUUGAUGUGGAUUAAAAGUGUGUGCUGAAGAACAAUGUCGCUCAAUAGGAUAAAAUUAUCCUGCCGCGUUUCAGUGCUUCUACUCGUGUUUAUAAUAUAUUUGGAGGAUCCAGCUGAUGGAUUUGUUAACUCACCCAAAAUUAUUACAAAGGAUGGCAAUCUAAUUGUGGAGUCUGGACUGAAUCGCAACAUCACCUUUCGUCUAGACGGCACCUCACGCAUUAAUAUCAACGACGAAUUUGAUUUACUGGAUCUGCUAUUUGUAGGUGGCCGAACCAAUGGGCCCGCUUCAAAGCCUAAGGAUGCCAUCGAAGCGGAUAAUUUGGUACAACUCUCCAAUGAGUUAAGCACAUUGCGUCUCAGAGUUUUCGGUCCAAAUGGUUUGAAUAGACGUCUUAAUACAAUGUUGAAUGGAACUCGUAUAAAUAAUCGAUUAGUGACACGCUAUCAAAAUCGUAUGCUGGCCGUAGAACGGAGAGUACAGGUACUACAGCAGCGGCUGGAAUUGGACAGUUGUAAGAGUAAUCCCUGCGAUAAUGGUGGUACUUGCAUAAAUAUGUUUGGCGGUUUCCUUUGUCAAUGCACGAAAAAUUUUGAGGGCGCCACCUGUCAAAAAGAUGUCAAUGAGUGUGCGCUCUAUGCUGGCACCGAUUUGGGUUGUCAAAAUGGCGGACAAUGUGUGAACCAACAUGGCGGUUACAAUUGCAUAUGCACCGCUGGCUGGUAUGGCAUACACUGUACCCAACGCAAAGGCGAUUGCACGCAAUCAUCCUCAUGGGAGCUUUGUGGUCACGGUACAUGUGUAAACAGUAACGAUGAUUUUGGCUAUAAGUGUAUCUGCGAUGUGGGUUGGAAAACCAACGGUCUGACGCCGUCCUGUACGGCGGAUGUGGAUGAAUGCAACGAAACGCAUCCGCCAUGCGAAACCAAAUGUAUCAAUUUGCCGGGUUCCUUUACGUGCAGUCCAUGUGGUGCCGGUUUAACCGGCAACGGUGUUAAUUGUCGUGAUAUUGACGAAUGUGCUACACAAAAUGGCGGUUGUAGUAUGAAUCCACGUGUUGCCUGCUUAAAUACCUAUGGUUCCUAUCACUGUGGUGACUGUCCACUCGGUUGGGUUGGCGAUGGCCAUAGUUGUGUGCGACGUAGCGGCAGCAUAGAUGGCAAUGGCGCUACCGCGACCAGCUGUGCGCUCAAUAACUACUGUCAUCCGUUGGCUAAAUGUACCGAAGUGUCGAACACAGUAGUGUGCUCUUGUCCAGCUGGCAUGGUGGGCAGUGGCGUGGGCUUAAAUGGUUGCGUGCCCAAUACACAUCAGCGCUGCGAUGUGCUGCCGUGUUUGAACGGCGGCACCUGCGUCGAAUCUAAUGACAAAUUCAUCUGUAUCUGUCCAAUGGGCUUUACCGGUCCAACAUGUGCGGGCGUUAUCAAUUCUUGCAACCCGAAUCCCUGCCGCUACAAUGGCCGCUGUCGCUCCACGGGUGGCACACAAUUCGAGUGUCGCUGCCCGCCCGGUUAUAGUGGUCGCUUAUGCGAUGCACGCUUUAGCCGUUGUGGCGGUAUACUCACAGGUGUGACGGGACAUUUGAAAUACCCCGAAGGUUCCGCUUAUGAUCACAUGGCACAGUGUGCCUGGGUCAUACGCACGAAUGAGUCAUUGGUGUUGAAUGUGACAUUUACUGCUUUCGAAUUGGAAGACGCCACAGAGUGUCGCUUCGAUUGGUUGCAGAUUAAUGAUGGCCGUAGUGCCGCUGCGCAGAUUAUCGGUCGCUUUUGUGGCACACACAAACCGAGGGGCGGUAACAUUAUCUCCAGCAGCAGUGAUUUAUAUUUGUGGUUCCGAUCGGAUAACUCGACAGCGAAGGCUGGCUUCGAAUUGGAUUGGAAUUCUGUGCCACCGCAAUGUGGCGGUAUUAUAGACGUGGAAUCACAUGGCACCGUGGCAUCGCCCGGCUCACCGGGUAAUUAUCCGAAGAAUCGUGAUUGUAUAUGGCAUUUGAGGGCGCCGAAUAAUAAACGCUUCAAGUUGACUUUCUUCAGUUUGCAAAUUGAGAAACAUGACAGUUGUAAUUUCGAUUACUUGGAGAUCAAAGAUGCCAUUUCCGAUUCGACAAUAGUGAAAUAUUGUAAUUCAACUGCACCGUCACCGCUAAUGCUGCCAACCAAUGAGGCUAUUAUACAUUUCCAUUCCGACAACAUCGACACGGAUGCGGGCUUUCAAAUAUACUACUCGACCGAGGAACGUGUGCCAGGCUGUGGUGGCACCUACACAACUAAGCUGGGCACAAUCACAUCACCACCCAAUACACUGGAAGAAUCAAUAUCCUGUGAAUAUGAUAUAAAAAUGCCAAUAAGUGAAUCGAUUCGAAUCGAAUUUGAAUCGGCCGAGUUGGGCGUAGAUGACUGCUUGGAGUUCUUCGAUAUAGAGCCGAGUACGCACGAACUCACAUUGCAGGCUAAAUAUUGUGGUGGUUAUAACACUGCACCGCCAGUUCUUAUACAUUCCCUAUACAAUGCACUGCGUAUUAAAUAUUUUGCAAAGGCUGGUAAAUUCAAGCUGAAAUACGAAGCUGAUUGCUCUUACACUUAUGAGAGUCCAAAUGGUAUUGUGCAAUCGCCAGGCUAUCCGGAAUUGAGUAAUAUCGAUCGUUUCUGCAAUUAUAAGAUUAACACUGAACCAAAUACCGUUAUAACGGUUAAAUUAUUGGAUUUCGAUAUCAAAGAUAGCAGUGUAGAUGCAAGCGGUUGUGCCAUUAGCUCGCUUAGAAUCAAUGAUGGUCUCAAUCAAAAUAUUAUGGGUCCUUAUUGCGGCAAUUACACACCGCCCAUUGAGUUUGUUUCCAAAGCAAAUAUGCUUAUUUUGACAUACAAAACCGGCUUGACAACAUUGGGUAAAGGCUUCAAAUUGGAAUAUAAUUCCAUACCGAUGGGUAAAACAGAUUGUGGUGGUGUCUUUACGAAGCCCGGUCACAAGAUACGUCUGCCAACUGGCGAGGAUAAUACGUAUACCAACAAUUUGGAAUGUUACUGGGUAUUAAUGGCGCCGGAGGGCAAAGGUAUCAUGAUCAAUUGGAAUUCAUUUAGCUUGGAAAAGGCAAUGGACUGUAUGUAUGAUUAUGUGGAAAUCUUUGACACUUUGCCGAAUGAUUCCAAUGAGCAUCCGUUGGGCAGAUAUUGCGAGACGCCGCCUUCAUUAUCAAGCCACUCACGUCUGCUAACAAUCAAAUUCGUCUCAGAUAGUUCCGAAGGAGAUGCGGGUUUCGAGGCCACCUAUCAAUUCAUUGAUAUUGCCAAACAAUGUGGUGGCGAAAUAUUCUCGUCGACCGGUCGUAUCUACUCGCCGGAAUAUCCAGGCAACUACUCAAACGGUGUGGACUGCAUUUGGGUAAUCAAUACGCCGGAGAAUACACAAAUGAAACUCGAUUUCGAUAUGUUUGAGCUGCAAGCGAGCGAUAACUGUGAAAAUGACUGGCUGGAAGUGCGUAACGGUGGCUCCGUGAAAUCACCGCUCAUAAACAAAUACUGCGGCACCCUAAUACCACGCCAAUUGCCAUCAUUCACCAAUCAGAUGCGCAUACACUUUCACAGCGAUAAUUUUGUGAAUGCGCGUGGCUUUCAAAUACAUUGGUCUGUCUAUUCGAAUGGCUGUGGUGGCAAUAUAAACGCUGAUAGCGGUGUAAUCGCUUCGCCACGCUACCCCGAUCCAUAUCCACAUAACGCGGAGUGUGAUUGGCAUAUACAAGUGCCGAGAGGCUCUUCCAUACAUUUCACUAUUGAAGAUAUGUCGAUUGAGGAGCUGUUCAAUUGUCACUAUGAUUUUCUGGAAAUAUUUAAUGGGCGCACCGACUUGCAUCCACUUUUGGCGAAAUUAUGUCAGCUGGAGCGGGACGAACAAAAGCAGUUGUAUACCACGAGUAAUGAAGCCUUAUUGCGUUUCCGCACCGACGGCAGUCAACGAGAACGCGGCUUCCUCUUAUCCUACUAUGCAAAUUGCUCACGCACCAUUACCGAUAUUAAUGGUGUUAUCGAAAGUCCAAACUACGGUAAUCCCUAUUUUAAGGAUGCCAUCAAUUGUUCAUGGACCAUACAAGCACCGAAAGGCAAUAAAAUCGUAAUACAAUUUUCACAUUACGAGAAGAGCGAGGGUGGUCAUGAUCUCAUCUUCAAAGAGCCCGGCAAGAAUGAAACUCUAUUCAAUCUAGUGUCACUAAAUGAGAAUUUCACUACAACCGGCAAUGUUCUAACCAUUAAACAGAACACAACUUGGAUGAAUUUCCGUUUGGAAUAUGCCAUUUCCGGUUGUGUACAAGUGUUCCAUCGUAAAACUGGUGAAUUUGAAUCGCCGAACUAUCCACUACCGUAUCCGAACGAUGUGGAGUGUGUGUGGGAAAUCAAAACUACGCCGGGUCAAGGUGUGGAAUUAACCGUAACGGAUAUGAAUAUUGAGGAAACGGUGAAUUGCACUAACGAUGCAUUGGUGAUAUCCAGUCACUCUGAGAGCACAAACUAUAAAGAACGCCAUUGUGGACGACAGGACAUCUUAGUUAUCACGAGUUCGAGCCAUCAAUUAUUCGUGCGAUUUAUUAGCAAUAAGGAACAUAAUGAAAAAGGCUUUAAAGCGUCCUACAAAAUACUGAAAUCACAAUGUGGUGGUGUUUUGACUAGUAAAACCGGUGUAAUCACUUCACCAAAUUAUCCACUCAAUUAUCCGGCGGAUGCCAGAUGCGAGUGGACCAUCGAAGUAAACCUUCAUCAUUCCAUCACAUUGACAAUGGAAGAAAUUGAUAUGGAAAAUUACUACUCCUGCGAAAUGGACUAUGUGGAAGCAUACGAAGGUGCCAACAGUGAUAGUGAUCGGCCAGCAGAAGAGGAGAAGCUAUUAUUCAAAGAGUGCGGCUCCUCGGAAUCCUCGCAAAACGAGUGGAUCACAACGACCAAUGCGGCAGUGGUGCGAUUUGAAAGUGAUGAUAGCAUACAGGGAAAGGGCUUCAAAUUGAGCUACAAAGAGAAUUGUGGUCAGCGCAUUCAAAUUGUGGACGACGACAUUGGCUAUAUAGCAAUUGGUCGCAAUGCGAUAACAAAUGAAACGUGCGAAUGGCAUUUGGUGGCCAAGGAUCUCAGCAAGCAUGUGCAAUUCACACCUACACAUGUGCAGCUGAGUCCAUUAAUAUCAUUAUCAGAGAUGCUUGAAGAAGAAUGCAUGGAGCAAGGCGUUAAGAUAUAUGACGGCGUGGAUGACACAGCAGCGCUGCGCAGCAAAUUUUGCAAAACUCAUCCCUCGAAUAUCAUUUCGAACGGCCAUGCGCUCACCAUCAAGGUGCCAAUGAAUGUAACAACGGAAUUCGAAGGAUUCUACCAAUUGAUGGAUAAUUGGUGCGGUGGCUAUUACAUGUCCUUAAGCGGCAAAUUCUCCUCACCCUAUUUUCCUUCCACAUAUCCGGUGAAUAUCGAUUGUGAAUGGUACAUCAUGGCGAGUGAAGGCAAUUCGCUUGUGCUCACAAUUGAAAGCUUCAAUACGGAACUUUCAGAUGGUUGCAAUAAAGAUUAUCUGGAAGUGCGCGAGUCUACGGAGAGUGGUCGUUUGAUGGGCGUAUUCUGUGGUAAUGAUAUACCAUCACCCAUAACCGGACUUCAAUCAAUGUGGAUUAAAUUCGCCAGCGAUAAUGAUGGUGUGGGCAAUGGCUUUGUGGCCUCCUAUAAUUAUGCUACACACAAUGAGAUAACUGGCAAGAAUGGCACAAUCCAAUCACCGCAUUAUCCUACCAAAUUCCGUACAGAUGAGCCAUACACCUGGCGCAUAACUGUUGAUAAAGAUUUUGUGAUCAUGCUGUUGUUGAACCAUAUCAUAGAUGUCGAUAUGCCGUUUAUUAAGAUCUACGAUGGCUAUGCGGAUAUAGGACUUCAAAUCGAUUAUUCCAAUACAUAUCAUGUACGCUCAAGCACAAAUAUAGUUUACAUUAAGUCAUAUCGAGGACCAUUCCAAAUCGAGUGGUCGACAAUUUCAAAAGAAGAAUUGAAGCAAAAUGAAACCUUAGAAGAAAGCGCAGCAAUUUGUGGGAAAAAUGCAUAUUCUAUAGACAGCGGCAAAUUUGAGUUCAUUAAGUCACCUGGUUAUCCUGAUGGUUACCCGCCCUCGCUUAACUGUAGCUGGCUUCUGAUGCCGACAAAUCCCGCUACUCAUAUCGUGCUACAAAUGAGUAAGGUAGAUUUGGAAGAUAUAUCGGAAUGUAUGGCCGAUUACAUUGCAGUCUCGGCAAGUAGUGACAUGCAAAAUUGGGUGGAGUCUGCACGUUUUUGUAACAAGAAGGAAAAUGAAUUGAAAGAAUACCAUGGCAACCCAUAUCUAAAACUCUCUUUUGUCACCGACAUGAGUGUAAAUAAGACUGGCUUCUCGGCUAGUGUAAGAGUUGGUUGCGGUGGAGUGAUGACUGCCAGGCAUGCAUUAGUCAAUCUCACUGAAAUAUUAAGUGGCAGGAACCGAUUGCAAAGCGAAUGUGUGUGGAAGAUACAAGUACGUCCAAGUCGACGUAUACGCAUACGGUUUUUAGAGUCUAAUUUAUCAUCAAUCAAUAGUCAAGGGCCAUCUUGUCGUAAUUACUUUUUGGUACGCAAUGGCUUGGACGAAGACUCACCUUUUCUCGGUAAGGGUAAAUAUUGUGAGAAUAACAUCGAAGAUGUACUGGAGACAACCUCGAACCGUGCAUUCGUAAAAUUAACACGCCCCACUGUCGGUGCAUACUUCAAGGCCACUUUCUAUUAUGAAGAAAUAUCGCAUGAGUGUUCCGAUGUGUUGGUAUUAAGUGAAGACACACCCACUAGCAGUAUGCAAACGAUAAAUUCGCCAAAUUAUCCGAACAUACCGAACCCACAUUCGGAGUGUAUAUGGCGUGUGUCGGCGCCAUUGCAUCACAUCAUAGCCGUGGAAUUCAAAGACGAUUUCGAUUUGGUGCCAUCCGAAAGUCAGUCGGACACUUGUGAUCGCGAAUAUGUACAGUUACACGAUGGCGCUACCGAACUGAUGCCGUUGAUCGGCGUAUUUUGUGGUAAAACGAAGCCAAAUACGAAAUUUACGACGGGUAAUGUGUUGCGUAUAAAAUAUUUCACCGACGUCUCAGAGCCACAUGUCGGCUUCAAAGCGACAGUUUCAAUCGGUCGUUGCGGUGGUGCUUAUUAUGAGCCGCAAGGUGAGAUCGACUCACCCGAUAAUGCGCUGGUGAAAGAUGCGCGCGACUUGGAAUGUGUAUACACAAUAGAGGUGGAGCGUGGUAGUACGAUCAAAUUGAUCGUAGAAAAAAUGGAAUUACCGGACACCGAAGGUUGUAACGCCGAUAGUAAUUUGCAAUUGCAAGAGAUUGUCUCCUACGAUGGCACUGACAAUGUUACAGAUUCUGUACGCCUAUGCGGUAGUCGGAAGGAUAGAACUUACAUCGUCGAGAGUAACAAACUGAUUUUACGUUAUUACAUUAAGGAGUUCAGACCUACGCACACAUUUAAGCUCACGUACACGUCAAUCGGUACACGUUGUGGCGAGACAAUUAUCGCACCACGUGGCACACUCUACACGCCCGGCUAUCCGCAGGGAGUUGCACGUCCGACACAUUGCGCUUGGAAGAUACGCGUGCCGAGGGGUAAACGUGUCAAAGUGGAAAUUCUUGACUUCGACAUCGGUGCGCCGCUGAAUGUGACCAAUUCAUUCGGACACCAAAGCUCUUUCCGUGGACGUCUAACUUUUGCUAAUGACUUUGAAAUGCAAUCGAUAAUUGCACGUAUCACGACGAACCCGCCGGCUGCUGUCUACUCCACUGAUAAUGAAAUGGCCAUAGAUGCCUUUCUACUCUCGUUCAGUCAGCAUCGUGGCUUCAGGCUACGCUUCUCAUCCGAUGAGGACUCACAAGUAUGCCUACAUAAUGUCAAGGCAACGAAUGGUGAAGGUGUAUUGCGUUUCAGACGUAACAAUAGUACGGACAUUUACUGCAAUUACGAGCUUAAAAUGCCACACAAUUCCACAAUAACGCUGCAAGUAGAUAAAUUUGAACGAAAUGCUACCACAGGCUGGUAUCGUGAAUACUGUAUGUACAUAUCGCCAUUGAAAUUGGAAUUGAAUACGCAGCAAAUAUUGCGUGAGUUUAUGUGUAAUAAUGAAACGCAUGCCGUUGCACGGUUACCCUAUCCCGUUACAAUGAAGUUAAUGGGCAACAGACGCAAUGGUCUCAUAAACUUGGAGCUUAAGUAUAAGAUGUACCCAUGCGGCGGCAUACGCUCCAUUUACACGGAUCUCAAUAUAACCGAACCGCAAAUGGGCAACUAUAGCGGGGUGUUGGAGUGCGCUUGGGCCAUAUGGCCGGAUCAUGAAUUUAGCGUAGAUGAUAUGGACGAUCUGGAUUACUGGUCGGCGGGCAGGCAGAUCGAAGUCUCACUAUCAACAGAUUUCAAGACGAAUUGCGAAGAUCAAUAUCUGAUAAUAUACAAUGGACCCAAUCAGAAUUUCCCACAUCUCGGACGUUAUUGCACGCAAUCAUCUAUGGAGAACAUAGUGGUGGAACGUGGAGUAUUUGUGGAAUACUAUACACGCAACUACGAAGCGCAAUCCAAGUUCAACGUAACACUGAAACAAGGCAGCGGUUGCGGUGGUACACUCACCUAUCCAUAUAGACCGAUCACAUUUAGCGAUCAGUACAAGAAUAACAUCGAAUGCGUGUGGACGCUCUCAACUGAGGCUGGUUUUCACGUUGGAGUCUAUUUCACCGAUCGUUUCUUCAUUGAAUCGAGUAUAAAUUGCACUAAAGAUUAUUUGCUUGUGCAACAGUUGGCGGUAAAUGGUACAUGGGAGGAUUUGGGCCGCUACUGUGGACGUGUACCGCCGCAAUCGGUGAAUAGCACAACAACCACGAUGCGUCUGAUUUUCCGCACCGACGCUGACACAUUGGGUGAUGGUUUUACGGCGAACUUCGAACGCAAUUGUGGUGGCAUACUAUAUGCGACGGCCGAACAGCAAUAUAUGGUCAGUCCUGGCUAUCCGGUGCGCUACAAUAAUAAUCUCAAUUGUAAUUAUACUAUUGUGCCGAAGCAGAGUACCAAAACCGGUGUGCUGGUGGAUUUCAUAGACUUUGAGAUCGAGUCACCGCCCAUAACGCGUUGUCUCUUCGAUAAUGUUACCGUGUACACGCAUAACGACGACAACGUCGUAGAGACGGUGCACUGUGGCACGCAGCGCGCACAUGGCUUUCGUGGUGAUCAUGUGAAUGUGAUCCUACGCACUGAUCACUCGUUUGCUUCGCGCGGUUUCAAGUUUGCCUACAGCACCAAUGUCUGUGGCUUCGCCGUACACAAUACAACGGUCAUCGAGACGCCGCACGACUUUAAGGAUGGCAGUUUUCCACCGAAUACCGAAUGCUUUUGGAAUCUAACAGCGCCGGACAACUAUAAAAUUCUCAUCAAGUUUGAAUAUUUCGACUUUGAGAGUGAUGCAUCUUGUGAUUUUGAUGGUGUUAAGGUUUACAAGUCACUAUAUCCGGUGGAAAAUGAGCGCAUUGGCAAGUUCUGCGGCAAUCUAACUGGUAUCAUACCACCGCUACAUAUUGCCGGCAAUCGUGGUCUCAUACACAGUUACACGGAUCGCAGCAUAAAUUCGAUGGGUUUCAAGGCUUUAGUCACAUUCUUACCCAAUUGCGAUCAAAAGAUCCAUCUGGAUGCUAACAAUUCCACUUAUGAUUUCACGAAAUACGCUGGUGGUUAUGCGAAUAACUUGGAUUGCGCUUACAUAUUUACAACAACACAUGGUCGUCAGUUGUUUGCCGAUUUCAAUAGUUUCCAUGUGGAGGAGAGCGAAAAGUGUCAAGAUGACUUUCUUGAGGUGCGUGAUGGUGCUGGUCCAUUCGGUGACUUGAUCGGCCAAUUUUGCGGUCAUGUGGUGCCAACACGCAUGAUGUCCUCACAACAUGCUUUAUUUAUGCGCUUCGUGAGUGAUUCGGCGCAGACAAGUGCCGGCUUUAGUUUGAAGAUUACAUCGUUGCCGCGUAUCUGUGGCGAUAUGGAAUUGGAGGUGAAGAGUAAAGAGAAACUAGUUUUGAAAUCACCGAAUGCUGGUGCGCCGCUUUAUGGCAAACAUUUGAAUUGUCUGUGGAAAUUGAAGAGCACAAAAACAAUACAUUUGAAGUUCGAACAAUUCGAUUUGGAAGGCUCUAAUGCCACAGGCAGAUGUGGCGGCGACACACUGAAAAUUUAUAAUAAAGAGGAUGAGGAUCAAGUGGAACGUGGUUAUAGCACUGAGGUAGUACACAACGGACAAAGGGGCAACGAAGUUUGGAGUAAUUAUGCCACUAAUCAUGUUUAUUGCGGCAAUCAAUUACCGGAUGACUACUUUUCCACUGGCAAUAUGCUAAUUAUUAAAUUCCAAACUGAUGAUGAAAUCGAAAAGACAGGCUUCACUAUUAAUGCUUAUGCUGUGGAAGGUUGUUUCCGCAAUUUCACCGGUACGCAAGGCUUCGUGCAAAUCGCCGAUACAACGGAUGAAUGUGAUGUCUACAUUGAAUCACCACAAAAUUAUACACUCAGUCUCUACUAUGGUGAUGUCACCUUUGCUGAAUAUGAUUGCGUUAAGGAGUAUGUGGAAGUCUUUGAUGCCCACACAAAUAGUUCACUUCAAAAGAUUUGCUCAUACACUGGCAAUGAUAAGGCGCUCUUCUCACACACGAAUCAGUUGCGCUUGCAUUUGAAAAUGAGCGGCUACUAUACGCGAUUCGAAUUGACUUAUCUGGCUAGCCAGGAAGGGCCCGGAUGUGGUGGUAAUAUAUACAAUACUCGUGGUAAUAUCGUAAAUCCAUUCUAUCCGAAUAAUGUGCGAAAUAACUCCGAUUGCCGUUGGAAUAUACGUGUGCCAACGAAUCUACAUGUUUUGCUGAAAUUUGAAGUUUUUGAUCUCGGCACCAAAAACACUUGUCAUUCCGACUACUUGGAGGUUAUUGAGCGCGAUGACGAUGGCACAGAGAGUGUUGCGCGACGCUUUUGUGGCGGGGAUAAUCCAAAAAUGUAUAAGAGUUCGCGCAGUUCGCUCAGCAUUCGCUUCCACAAAACGAUGAAUUACGACGGCACCGGCUGGGUUAUAUAUUUCUCUGGAGUGUAUUCAAAUUACAAAAUCCCCGAUUAUGCGUUAAUGUAAUGCUGUAAGGAGGCAACAAAUGUGCAUUAAAAACUCAAAUAUAAAAUGUAAUGUAAAAUGAAAACAAUUAAGUAUUAAAUAUAUUGUGUGUAAUAUAAUUUUAA